AUGACUUGCUUGCGGCUGGUUGGUGGCUCUGUGGCACGUGAAGGUCGCGUAGAGAUCUAUUAUCUGGGACAAUGGGGCACAGUUUGUGACAGUGACUGGAACAUCAGGGACGGUCAGGUUACCUGUAGAAUGCUGGGAUACAGUGACGCAGUAGCGGUGUACCCCAGCGCUAGGUUUGGCCAAGGAAACGGGACAUUGAUGCUGUCCCACAUAAACUGUACAGGAACGGAGUCUUCUUUAGAAGAAUGUGACAAACCCCUCUGGGUCACAACCUGUAGCUAUUACCAGGACGCGUCUGUCCGGUGCAAGGAUCCAGGACUGGCGUCCGUAGAAUGCACGUUUGAGGCGGAUUUCUGUGGUUACAAUCAGAGCUACUCCAAUAAUCUGAACUGGGUCCGAAGUCAGGGAUACACAUAUUAUUCUAACGCUCCCGGCAGUGAUCACACUCUUGACUCCUCAUAUGGAUACUAUAUCUACAUGUCGGGCAGCAAUGGGAGACCAAAUGAAACCGCGCGGAUAACGUCCCCUGUGAUCAAAGUGAACACCAGCACGGUCUACAACAUAUCGUUUUGGUUCUACAUGAGGGGUAGAGAGCUCGGUUAUAUCAGGGUGUUGGUGAAACGUUCUGAAACGAUGGAACAAGAACUCUGGAACUUUACAGCAGUUACAGGAAGUUAUUCUUGGCUAGGUCACUUUCUUCACAUCUCGACCAGUAGUGAUUUUCAGGUCAUCUUUGAGGGCGUGAGAGGAGGAGAUUCAAGAUCGACCAUAGCCUUGGAUGAUAUAUUUAUCUGUCCAGUGAAAGGGAACACUACACUAGUACCAGUUACUGUUAGUGUGCGUCUGGCCGGUGGUUAUUAUCCCUGGGACGGCAGAGUGGAAAUCUACCACGCAGGAGUGUGGGGCGACAUCUGUGGCUCGGGAUGGGACAUUUAUGACGCGCAGGUCGUUUGUAGGAUGCUAGGCUAUCGAGGGGUUGACGCUGCUUACACUCACAGUGGCAUGUGGCUCUACAGCUCUGUCUCCAGGACCUGGCUCAGCGAUGUUGACUGUGUGGGUUUCGAAUACUCCCUAGAAUAUUGCACUCACUCCAGAUGGGGCUUCAGUUACUGUUUUGGCAGCACUAUGGCCGGUGUCAGGUGCACUCCUCCUGAAAAUGCUAAUACCACUAUUCGGUCAAAUGUGACUUGUUCCUUCGAAUCAGGUUCAUGUGCUUUUCAGCCGUCUUUUGAAAAUUUGUCCACGUCUUACAAUUGGUCAGUUAUAUCAGGCAGCACUCCAUCUAGCGGGACAGGACCUUACACUGACCACACUUUGGGCACUUUAUCUGGGCAUUACAUCUACGCCGAGGCAAGCUCUGUGUCCCGUGGUGCCAACACAAUCUUGAUAUCGCCUCCACUGGAGCCCCGUGGAAGAAAAUCGUAUAACGUAUCAUUCUGGUAUCACAUGCAUGGUAAUGACAUGGGGGCACUUAAUAUUCGCGGCAGAUCGCUCAGCUCAUCGCAAAUUAUUUUUGAAGCUAUCUGCGGUUCUGGUUUCCGCUCCGAUGUUGCACUAGACGAUAUCAGCAUUGUUCCAAUCAUACGCCACUAUUUGUACGCCAGGAAUACCUAUGGCACAGGCGCUGUUGCCCGGUAUAUCUCGCCGCCCCUGGCUAAUAAUACAAGAUAUAUCGUGUCCUUCUGGUACAUGUUCCCUAGUUUCUACAGAUCAGCUCUGCGUGUCCUGGUCCAUGGGACAGAGAGAGACGUUAGGUGGUCAAACAGCGGCUACAGCGACAUCACUUGGCGCUAUGGGUACUUCAUCCUGACCAUGAGCCGCGAUUUCCAGAUAGUGUUUGAGGCAUCUCUGCUAAGCAGCUCUUCAGCUUACAUCGCCGUAGACGAUAUUAACAUUGCCCGAUACACUGGGUCGAUGACAACGCUAAUGCCAACGCCAUCAGUGAAUAGCAGCAAUGUGCGUCUGGUUGGCGGCGUGUAUGCACGUGAAGGACGAGUUGAGGUCUUUUACCAAGGACGGUGGGGGACUGUUUGCGACGACGGUUGGGAUUUGAGAGAUGCACUUGUGGUGUGCAGGUGGCUAGGAUACUUUAUAUUGCACUCAGUACAUACAUAUAGCUUUAUUUUUAGUGACGCGGAUGCUGCAUACGACAAUGCUCGCUUUGGAGCUGGUUCUGGCCCAAUCUGGUUGGACGAAGUUUCUUGCACCGGGGAAGAAAACUCCCUGUGGGAAUGUCGCCAUCCUUCUGCUGGUAAUCACGACUGCAGCCACAGCGAGGACGCCGGAGUCCGCUGUUCAGGUCAAACGACCACUGUAAGGCCAACCGUGGCUAUUGGCACCAUCCCAAGCGUGGUCUGUGCCAACACGACCAUGAACCAACCUCUGGCCAGAACCUGUGCCCAGUUUGUGGUCUGUGGAGGGUUGCCAUACCUGGCCAGCUGUGGCAGCGGCUUUUGGUUCUCAAAGAAAACCAGGACUUGUGUUGCGUUUUCAACACUGAGCAAUGAGUGUUACCCAAGUGGAAGCAGGAAACCAGGUAACCUGUAUCAUUGUUAUUACCAAAUAUUAUGAGACAAGGUAGGCCCAACCCAGAUAAUGCUAUUUUGGCUAAGAUUUACAUUUAAAUAAACAUUUUAAUCAAGAGUGUAGUCACUUUGGCAUUACAUUUGAUUUGAGCAAUAUACUACUGCUGAAGCGGCUUUGGUAGUUUAAAAAAUCGAUAAACAUCGCUUGGGAAAGGGACUUAUUUAAUGGCUAACUUUAUCGAAAUGCUUUUUUUAUUUUUUGAGGCAUAUAUUAUACAUAUGAACAUAUCUUUUCAUGAUUUUAUUCUAUAAUCAUUGCACCUAAUGACAUGGUACAUGAGAGAGAGUGAAUGUUCUGAUUCCUUGAAGAUUAUCAUUUUUCUUUACUGGUAUUAAGAGAACACCCUUCAUUG
Messenger RNA from Lingula anatina, 2938 nucleotides. RefSeq names its product scavenger receptor cysteine-rich domain-containing protein DMBT1. Lineage: Eukaryota; Metazoa; Brachiopoda; Lingulata; Lingulida; Lingulidae. The record is from RefSeq and is a predicted model, not a curated record. Gene Ontology annotation, molecular function: chitin binding. Gene Ontology annotation, cellular component: extracellular region; membrane.